Molecule: messenger RNA, 1073 nt
Organism: Hibiscus syriacus
Lineage: Eukaryota; Viridiplantae; Streptophyta; Magnoliopsida; Malvales; Malvaceae
Product: transcription factor MYB44-like
Exons: 1
Coding region: 99-1037 (312 amino acids)
Biological process (GO): regulation of DNA-templated transcription
Cellular component (GO): nucleus
Molecular function (GO): RNA polymerase II cis-regulatory region sequence-specific DNA binding; DNA-binding transcription factor activity, RNA polymerase II-specific
Source: RefSeq, a predicted model, not a curated record
UUUUUCUUUUAAACAGCAAACCGAAACUAGAAGGAAAAAAACCCGAUAAUAGAUCCAGAGAACCAAAUUUUCCUUUCGAUGCUUUCAAAUUUGAUAUCAUGGCUGUAACAAGCACAUCAAACGUAAAAGGUAUGGAUCGGAGCAAAGGUCCAUGGAUCCCCGAAGAAGAUAACUUGCUUCAGAAACUGGUCCAAAAGCAUGGACCCAGAAACUGGUCGUUGAUCAGCAAAUCGAUCCCGGGUCGAUCCGGAAAAUCCUGCCGGCUCCGGUGGUGUAACCAGCUGUCGCCCCAAGUUGAGCACCGGGCCUUCAGUCCCGAGGAAGACGAGACCAUCAUCAGAGCUCAUGCCCGAUUCGGUAACAAGUGGGCCACCAUAGCCCGACUACUCAACGGUCGUACGGACAACGCCAUUAAGAACCACUGGAACUCGACGCUUAAACGUAAGUGCUUAUCGGUCGGGGAAGAGAGUUUUUUUAAUGCUUUGAAUGGCGGGUAUGAUGGUAAUUUGGAAGGGGAUGAAGAGGAGCGACAACCGUUGAAGAGAUCGGUGAGUGCAGGACUUUACAUGAGCCCCAGGAGACAAUCGGGGUCCGAUUUGAGCGAUUCAAGCGUACCCGUUUUAUCAUCUUCACACGUGUAUAAACCCAUCCCGAGGACCGGCGGAGUCAACGUUAUGCCAUCUCCUGGAGCCGAAGCGGCUUCGUCUUCUGACGAACCACAGACGUCACUGAGUCUGUCUUUACCUGGGGCUGAGACAUGUGAGGUGUCGGUGUCAACUCUCCCAGUCACCGAGUCAACUCAGACUAGGAACGAAGCGAGAAAUGAAGGCAAGGGAGGAGGGGUGAUGGGGUUCAGUGCGGAGUUUAUGGCGGUGAUGCAAGAAAUGAUAAGAGUGGAGGUGAGGAAUUACAUGGUCCAGAUGCAGCAACUGGCAAACGGUGGCGUUUCAGGAGGAGAGGGAAUGGGGAUGUGUUCGGAUAUGGGGAUUAGGAAUGGUAUGCCCAUGAGUCGAGUUGGGGUUAAUAGGAUCGACUAAACUUCAAAAUGUUGAAAAAAAGGGGCUAUUGUUUUU